AUGCCGGGACGAAAAGCGCUAAACGGUGUAAAUACGGGUGCUGGAGCCGGAGGGGGUAAGAGUGGUUGUACGGUGCAGCGCUACAGUAUAGCCGCUGGAAGCUCCCUCUCGAGCCGCCGCCGCCGCUCCGCCCUGCUUCCCUCCGUCCUCACAUUCGCCGUGAUCGUAGCAUCUGGAGGCCUGUUACUGCUCAUAGAGAAGGGCAUGUUAAACACCAUGCACCCUCCUGCUCCUCUCUCUAACUCCAGAAAACCUGAGCACCGCCGGUCAGUUGUGGACGUGGAGUCACAGAUCAUGCAGGACAUCCGUAACCGGACCAUCCGGGCCAUGUGUGGCCAGCAGAACACAGCACAGAGUGUGUGGUCGCUCAGCCCACUACAGAGGAAGACGGUGCUCCAGCACAUCCUGGUGAAUGAGAAGUAUCGUUUCCUGUACUGCUACGUACCCAAGGUGGCCUGCUCGAAUUGGAAGCGCGUGCUGAAGGUGCUGAGCGGCGCGCUGACCGACGUCGGCGUCCACGUCCAGAUGGACCACCACUCGGACCUGCUCUUUCUCUCAGAUUUCUCGCCCGAUGAGAUCCGUUACCGUUUACGCCACUACUUUAAGUUUAUGUUUGUGCGUGAACCUAUGGCGCGCCUGCUCUCCGCAUACCGCAACAAGUUUGGCGAGAUCGAGUCCUACCAGCGCAAGUACGGUGCCGAGAUCGUACGCCGGUACAGGAAAGGUUUCGCGAAGAAAACGAAGGUGGCCGGAGACGACGUGACGUUCACCGAGUUUGUGCGCUACCUGCUGGACGAGGAGCCUGAGCACAUGAACGAGCACUGGAUGCCCAUGUAUAACCUGUGCCAACCGUGUGCCAUGCAGUACAACUUCAUAGGCUCGUACGAGAGACUACAGAGCGACGCCGAGUACGUUUUGGAGCAGGUGGGUGCUCCGCAAAAUGUGCGCUUUCCAGACCGGCAGACGUGGUAUAGACCCGUUACAAAAGAAACACUGCAUUAUUACCUGUGCAUGGUGCCACAGAAACUGCUGAGGGAACUUUUGCCAAAGUAUAUUCUAGACUUUUCUCUCUUUGGAUAUCACCUGCCAAACAUCACCACCGAGUACUGUCGACACUAG
This is a messenger RNA of Trichomycterus rosablanca, 1119 nucleotides long. It is a transcript of the gene chst14, whose product is annotated as carbohydrate (N-acetylgalactosamine 4-0) sulfotransferase 14. Gene Ontology annotation, biological process: dermatan sulfate proteoglycan metabolic process; carbohydrate biosynthetic process. The coding region runs from base 1 to 1119 and encodes 372 amino acids. Gene Ontology annotation, cellular component: membrane. Lineage: Eukaryota; Metazoa; Chordata; Actinopteri; Siluriformes; Trichomycteridae. The transcript has 2 exons. The record is from RefSeq and is a predicted model, not a curated record. Gene Ontology annotation, molecular function: sulfotransferase activity.